GAGAGAGAGAGAGAGAGAGAGAGAGAGAGAGAGAGAGAGAUUGUGUGUGUGUGCGUAAGUUGAUUUCAGUGGAUCAUGGAGCAGCGCUGUGCUCGCGGUGUGUCGGAGUCUCCUGCCCGCACAGACGCGCUUCUAACUCGGUUCUUUGAGGCUCGGAGCGCCGCUGUACGGAACUAAAGCUGGAGGAUCGUUACCGAUGGCUGAUCCUCUGCGGAGGACAAUUCUAGCCAAACUCAGGGGCAAGAAAGCCAAAGGGAAAGACGCGAGCACCGCGAGCCGGCCGAGAGAAGGUAAAGAAAAAGAGAGAGAUUAUAUUUCCAAUCACACUGUUAACGGGAUCCGGAUGGCGGAUCCGGUGGCCGGUGUCGGAUGUAGUGCGGUCGUGCGGGUAAACAGCGGCCGGGCGGACGUGCACAGAAGCGGGGGCUCUGGCCCCGGGGGUCCCGCAGGGGUCUCGGAUCAAAGCGCAGUCACGGAGAUGAAGCGCUUCCACACGCAGCGUGUCCGCGGAGACUCGAUCGGCUUCGGGAACUGCGAACACGUCCAUUUAAAACCCAGCAGAGAGGCUUUAAAUGUAACAGAUGGACCAGACGUAAAGACGAAAGAAACAAAUGUUGCACUACUCGAGCAAAAGGCGGGUUUCAAGUGCGGACAAACCGUAACGGGUGACUUUGAAGAUCGCGUCAGGGGCCAACAAGUGAACGGGGCCCCUGGCGUGUUUGAGUACAUAGACGGAAAUAUCCACGAUAGCGAUUUGAUUCAGGUUAUAGAGAGUUCACUUGAGUAUCAUGGAGAUUUAAGGAUGCCUACGUUACGAAGUCCGACCUUUUUCCCCACUGAGCUGGAGAUUACCGUGGCCCCUGGGCUGAGAGACGGGGGCCCCCGACACCACUCGGUCGACAGUGAGGACGACGACUAUUACGAUAACCAAAUUCUGCCCUUUUACGAAGUCUUACGCUCAAAAUCAGAUGAACGACAAACACGCGUUGACCGUUCAAACGGUAGGGUCAGGAUGUAACGAAACCGCACAAGAAACCGACAGACUGAAGACGCAACUAAAAGAGGCGUAUUGUUUGUUGUUAAACGCCAUGCACGACAUUAGUUUCGACGGUCCGGUCGACGAUAACGGGUUUGUAGAUCAAGCCAGUAGUGCUAGCGACUCCCACGAUAGCGUUAGCUCACGCUCCACAACCAAAAACGCAGGCAGCGAUGCGUGUUUGUCCGAGGAGCGGAACGGUCACCGAAUGGUUUACGACUCUGAAUUGGCCGAAUUGGUCGAAUUGGCCGAUUUGACGUUCCCCGGACGCUACGGGGAGGGUUUCACGCUGUCUUUACAGAGCAGGAGCUUGCAAAACAUUCCUGCCGCGAGGGCCAAACUCCAGAGGUCCACGAGCGAUAGCAAGGUCGAGUAUUUGAGUCGCGAGGAACACCUGCGGCGUGGGCUUUCAGGGAACGCCGCGCCUUCGCGGCGAGGAUGCGAUGGUCUCGCGAGCUCCUCAUAGGAAGGGGUUGGCCGUCGACCCUACAGCACCUUCGGACGAUGUCCCAGAGCCAACCACACGCCAGUCCUGCAACGACGCCGCUGUCGCCAAGCAUCCUGGCGUCACCGUCAACAAGAUGCAAGAGUGGAUGUUGAAGGGUCGCGUCCUUUCUUCUGAGAUGAAGCAGAGGAUCGCGGGUUCUUUGCUGAGGGCCGGUCACGCCGCUACAACCGCCGCCCAUGCCGACGGUCUGCAAGCGAGCAGAAAUGCAGUCACAGGAGCGCCGCUGCAGUCAGCGCCAAUGGAGUGCAUCCCUGGGACAUCCUGCGUAGCUCAACGGGGCCCCUGCACACGUCAGACCCCCUUCAACCACAUCACCGUCUCCAAGAAACGCAACUGGCUGCAUCAAAGCUUCGCUCACCCUGUCCUGCACCCUGAGGACAUAACAGCACCCCCUACAGCGGAGGAGGAUCAUAUACACUCACAAACUCACCCUCUAUCCAGUGCAAGCCCGCCUAAGGAUGCACAACCUCCAGGGGCCAGCGUGAAACCCAGUCGAAACUCAUCCCAACCGCCCCGUCACCCAGAUCCAGCUGAGGAGAACGACGCAGACGACGAAGGAGAGAUCUGGUACAACCCCAUUCCUGAGGACGAGGAGGGUGGCGAUCCUCGCGGCGUCCUCGCCAUCAUGAAGGGCAGUGGAGGGGCGACGAAGGGGUGUACAGGCGGUGAGGGGGGCUGCAAAGAGAUGGAGCAUUCCAAUGAUACCUUCCAGCUGCACAGACAGACGCUUGCGUGCAAGACACAAGAGGAGAGCCUCGUUGUCAGAGCGACAGGUAAACCCGUCUGUCUGUCUUCAUUAAUUUCUCACUUAUCUAACGAUCUCCCUCUGUCUCUGUCCCAAAACCUAGCUGUCAUGGGAACUACCUUCAAAGAUAGCAUUAGCAUGUUGCUAAGCUAACAGCAUGAUACUCUAUUAAGUAUAAAAAUACUGCGUUAUCCCGCUAUUUAUAAUAUGCAGUAGUCACUCGUUUAAGGUGUUGGGACCCUGUAGUAGAUUAUAAUCAUUGGUAGUGCUGUCUACUUAGGCAGCACAGUAGGUUUUGGAAAAGAGCCCGUCUCUCUCUCUCUGUUAUCUGUAACUGUAUCUUGUCUCCCGUCUGUCUGCGGGUGUUUUUCCCAUGUCGGAGUCAGCAGUGUUCAGACGGGAUGUUUGAUGUUUAAUGUUUGCCGCUGGAGUCGUACCUGUCUUUAAAUGAGUACCUGUCGUCAGACGGGCGACCGACAGCUCUGUAAGGACAGACAGUAAACACUGCUGUAUAAUGAAGUGUAGCAUGAUGGGUUUGACGGCACAUUUCUUCUCAAAGGAAUAACAAAACAUGACCAUAAAGGCCUUAAAUAAUGUCAAUAUGUACAAAUGAAAACGUUUGCAUUACAAAAUUACUAAAUUUAC
Messenger RNA from Xyrauchen texanus (razorback sucker), 2934 nucleotides. Its product is annotated as rho GTPase-activating protein SYDE2-like. NCBI's taxonomy places the organism in Eukaryota, Metazoa, Chordata, Actinopteri, Cypriniformes, Catostomidae. The transcript is spliced from 2 exons. The record is from RefSeq and is a predicted model, not a curated record. The coding region runs from base 1480 to 2442 and encodes 320 amino acids.